This is a messenger RNA of Dipodomys spectabilis (banner-tailed kangaroo rat), 1881 nucleotides long. RefSeq names its product neuronal pentraxin receptor (gene Nptxr). The record is from RefSeq and is a predicted model, not a curated record. Bases 1 to 1836 code for a protein of 611 amino acids. The transcript is spliced from 6 exons. Lineage: Eukaryota; Metazoa; Chordata; Mammalia; Rodentia; Heteromyidae.
AUGCACGGCUUCCUGUGCAUGGCAGCGACCCCCGAGAGCGAGGGCUCCUGCCGCACACAGCCCCGCCCUCCACACCAGCGUGGCCCCAGGUCCACUUCUCCGGGCUGCCCGCUUCUGGACCAUGCCCAAGCAGACCCCUUUGUGCCCCCCGCCCUCCAUGUCUUUGGGAAGGCCCUCUUGAAGCCCGGGCUCAGAGCGGCGGCAGCAGCGGCCGCGGCCACAGCUCCGGCUCCGGCUCCCGCGCCCCGCCGCGCCCCGCGCUCCCCGGGCCCCUGCGCCCCGACCCCGUCGCCGCGCCUGCCGGGGGCCCUCGGUGCCCCCGCCGCCCGCCUCACGCUGAAGUUCCUGGCGGUGCUGCUGGCCGCGGGCAUGCUGGCGUUCCUCGGUGCGGUGAUCUGCAUCAUCGCCAGCGUGCCCCUGGCGGCCGGGCCCGCGCGGGCGCUGCCCGGGGGCCCCGACAACGCCUCGGCGGCGCCCGCGGGCCCGCAGCGCGGCCUGAGCGCGCUGCACGGAGCCGGGAGCCCGGCCGGGCCCUCGGCGCUGCCCGGGGCGCCGGUGGCCAGCGCGCGCCCGCUGCCGCCCGCGCCGCUCUUCAGCCGCUUCCUGUGCACGCCGCUGGCGGCCGCCUGCCCGUCGUCGUCGGGGCCGGAGCCGGGGGCCGCGGCGGGCGCGGCGGGCGCGGGGGGCGCGGCGGCGGCCGAGCGCGAGGAGCUGCUGCUGCUGCAGAGCGCGGCCGAGCAGCUGCGCCAGACGGCGCUGCAGCAGGAGGCGCGCAUCCGCGCCGACCGCGACACCAUCCGCGAGCUCACCGGCAAGCUGGCCCGCUGCGAGGGCGGCCCGCAGGGCGCCGGGCCCCGCCGCGACACCAUGGCCGACGGCGCCUGGGACUCGCCCGCGCUCGUCCUGGAGCUGGAGGACGCCGUGCGCGCCCUCCGCGACCGCAUCGAGCGCAUCGAGCAGGAGCUCCCAGCCCGAGUGAACCUGUCCACUGCACCAGCCUCAGCCCCUGUGAUGCCCACAGCCCUGAAUUCCAAGAUGGACGAACUUGAAGGCCAGCUGCUGGCCAAGGUGCUGGCCCUAGAGAAGGAGCGUGCGGCCCUCAGUCACGGCAGCCAGCAGCAGCGGCAGGAGGUGGAGAAGGAGCUGGAUGUCCUGCAGGGCCGCGUGGCCGACCUGGAGCAUGGCUCCUCGGCCUACAGCCCCCCGGACGCCUUCAAGGUCAGCAUCCCAAUCCGCAACAACUACAUGUACGCGCGCGUGCGCAAGGCGCUGCCCGAGCUCUACGCCUUCACCGUGUGCAUGUGGCUGCGAUCGAGGUCAGGUGGCACUGGCCAGGGCACACCCUUCUCCUACUCCGUGCCGGGACAGGCUAACGAGAUCGUCCUGCUGGAGGCUGGCCAUGAGCCCCUGGAGCUGCUGAUCAAUGACAAGGUGGCCCAGCUGCCCCUGAGCCUGAAGGACAGCAACUGGCACCACAUCUGCAUCUCCUGGACCACAAGGGACGGCCUGUGGUCUGCGUACCAGGAUGGGGAGCUGCGGGGUUCUGGCGAGAACCUGGCGGCCUGGCACCCCAUCAAGCCUCAUGGGGUCCUCAUUCUAGGCCAGGAGCAGGAUACCCUGGGGGGCCGGUUUGAUGCCACCCAGGCCUUCGUUGGUGACAUUACCCAGUUUAACCUGUGGGACCACGCUCUGACACCCGCCCAGGUCGUAGGCAUCGCCAACUGCACUGGGCCGCUGCUGGGCAACGUCCUCCCCUGGGAGGACAAACUGGUGGAGGCCUUCGGUGGGGCCACCAAAGCCCCCUUCAACGUCUGUAAGGCGAGGGCCAAGGCAUGAGGCGGCGCGGCCCGGCCCCGCCCCGCCCGCCUGCCGCUGCAGGAA